Molecule: messenger RNA, 3889 nt
Organism: Danio aesculapii
Lineage: Eukaryota; Metazoa; Chordata; Actinopteri; Cypriniformes; Danionidae
Product: hypoxia-inducible factor 1-alpha-like
Biological process (GO): regulation of transcription by RNA polymerase II; cellular response to hypoxia
Cellular component (GO): nucleus
Molecular function (GO): protein dimerization activity; RNA polymerase II transcription regulatory region sequence-specific DNA binding; DNA-binding transcription factor activity, RNA polymerase II-specific
Source: RefSeq, a predicted model, not a curated record
AUGGCGCGGAGGAGAGCGAGCGAGUUUUACUGGGUGCCGCCGUUCAAAAGUGACUGUGAGGAGCUGCUGGGCCGCUUCCAGCAAAGCGAGUCCGUGCGGUUUGAGGUGUUUUCGGCUAUCUGGAGGGAGCUGGACUUCGCUAGCGUGUUUUCAGCUCUCGGUUCCGCCCACACUCGUCAGCGCUACCAAGCCAACCAAUCACAGCCUGCGCUACACGUCAUUGCAAUAUGUAGUUACAUUUUUGAGAGGUCACUAUCGGAAAUGCGUGUGAUGUUGACCUCGCCAUUGACCUUAAGCACUAGUGCAGGAGCCAAACUAACACCACACUCUCCUUCUUUCUUUUGUAGGGUGAGCUCGGAGCGCAGGAAGGAGAAGUCCAGGGAUGCAGCGCGAUCUCGCAGGGGAAAGGAGUCAGAGGUGUUCUACGAGUUAGCACACCAGCUCCCCCUGCCACACAAUGUCACGUCUCACCUGGACAAAGCCUCCAUUAUGAGGCUCACCAUCAGCUACCUGCGCAUGAGGAAGCUGCUCAAUUCCGAUGAAGCAGAGGAGGAGAAGGAGAAUGAGCUGGAGAGUCAGCUGAACGGCCUUUUAUCUGAGCCCCUGGAGGGUUUCCUCAUGGUCCUGUCUGAGGAUGGAGACAUGGUUUAUCUCUCUGAGAAUGUCAGCAAGAGCAUGGGCCUCACACAGUUUGAUCUGACUGGUCACAGCAUCUUUGAAUUUUCACACCCGUGUGACCAUGAAGAGUUGAGAGAGAUGCUCGUCCACAGAACAGGAUCCAAAAGACCAAGGAACAAAAACACAGAGCGCAGCUUCUUCCUGCGGAUGAAGUGCACGCUCACUAGCAGAGGACGCACCGUCAAUAUCAAGUCUGCGACGUGGAAGGUUCUUCACUGCGCUGGUCAUGUUCGUGUGCACGAGGGCAGCGAGGCUUCAGAAGACUCUGGCUUUAAAGAGCCCCCUGUCACCUACCUUGUGCUUAUCUGUGAGCCCAUUCCUCAUCCCUCGAACAUCGAGGUGCCUUUGGACAGCAAGACCUUCCUCAGCCGCCACACUCUGGACAUGAAGUUCUCGUACUGUGAUGAAAGGAUUACUGAGCUGAUGGGAUAUGAGCCAGAUGACCUGUUGAACAGAUCAGUGUACGAAUACUAUCACGCCCUGGAUUCAGAUCACCUCACCAAGACACAUCACAACCUGUUCGCAAAGGGUCAGGCUACCACAGGCCAGUACCGUAUGCUGGCUAAGAAAGGUGGUUUUGUUUGGGUUGAGACCCAGGCCACUGUUAUCUACAACCCCAAGAAUUCUCAGCCGCAAUGCAUUGUGUGCGUCAACUAUGUUCUCAGUGGGAUUGUGGAGGGGGAUGUUGUCCUGUCCUUGCAGCAGACCGUGGCUGAGCCCAAGGCAGUGGAGAAAGAGAGUGAGGAGACUGAGGAAAAGACCUCUGAAUUGGAUAUUCUCAAACUCUUCAAGCCAGAAAGCCUCAAUUCCUCAUUGGAAAGCUCUACACUUUAUAAUAAGCUGAAAGAGGAGCCAGAGGCCCUCACUGUGUUGGCACCUGCAGCAGGAGACGCCAUCAUCUCUCUGGACUUCAACAACUCAGAUUCCGACAUGCAGCUGCUGAAUGAGGUGCCCCUCUACAAUGAUGUCAUGCUGCCUUCCAGCAGUGAGAAGCUGCCCCUCAGCCUGUCUCCUCUCACACCCAGCGACUCCAUCCCAUCUCUGACCAAACUAGAGACUGGAGGAGAGGACUUCCCUUUCAGCUCUGCCUCUGAUCGUGUGCCAGACUCCACAAACACACCCUCCACAUCUGGUCUCGGCUCCUCAGGGCCCAACAGCCCCAUGGAUUACUGUUUCCCAGGGGAAUCAGACAUCAGUUCUGAAUUCAAACACGACCUGGUUGAGAAACUGUUUGCUAUUGAUACCGAAGCAAAGACACCUUUUUCCUCCCAGGCCAUGGAGGAUCUCGACCUAGAGAUGCUGGCUCCUUACAUCCCAAUGGAUGACGACUUCCAGCUGCGCAUCCCAUCUCCACUAGAUCCGCUUCCGUCUGCCACCCACUCUGUGUCAGCCAUGAGCUCUUUGUUCCAGCCCUUACCCUCCUCGCCAGCAUCUCCAGCCUCAUCCACCAGCAGCACAAUGAAGCAGGAGCCAUCAUCCCGGGCCCCUUCACCCCUACACCUGCUGCAGGAGGUGUGCAGUGCGCCUGUCUCGCCCUUCAGUGGCAGUCGGGAUGCCUCGCCUGUUCGAUCCAGCACCCCACAGAGCAGCAGUCAGCUCAACAACAGAGAAAUGUCUCCAAAGAUGUUAGCCUUCCAAAAUAUCCAGCGUAAGAGGAAGCUGAACGAAGUGACGUCACUUUCUGAGGCUGUUGGACUGGGUGCUUUGCUUCAGAGCGUGGACAGUGCUAUAGACCCUGGAAAGAGAGCAAAGGUUUUAGAGGUGAAAGGGCCCAGUGUGCUCGGGGGAAACAAGACAAUUCUCAUACUGCCCUCUGAUGUGGCCAGUCGUCUGUUGAGCAGUUCUCUAGAGGGCAGCGGCGGCCUCCCUCAGCUCACACGCUACGACUGCGAAGUCAACGCUCCCGUGCAGGACCGCCAUCAUCUGCUCCAGGGAGAGGAGCUGCUGCGUGCUCUGGACCAAGUCAACUGAGCUCUGCUGCUUUUAGCAACUGCGGACACCCCCACCCCGAACCCCUGAAAUCUGCCUCCACUUGUCUCCUUUUAUCCCAAGCCCUAAUAUUCUCUAAAAAAAACCCAGUAUUUUAAAAACGAAAUGUACUAGACCUGCACCUUCCAUUGAUUUGAAGAGGAGCCCAGAGGGAGUCAGUCCAUCCCAUCCCCAGUGUGCGCAGGGCCUGGAGACACAGGAACGUACCGUUACUCAACAGUGGCAUCAAGAGUUAAGAGCCUUAAUGUGAAAUGCACAACUCGCCCUGACACACAGAUGCAGAUGCGUACAAUCCACCCCCACCACCCAAAAACUCCCUCUGGAUCUCCUACUUUGGCCUAAAAAGUCUCCCGCUGUGUUUUAUCGCCCCACUCCCAAAGCGUGUGUAUUGUAGCUACAGUCGCACAAUAAUCUAUUUUCUUAAGAGAGAAUACCAGCAGUCCAUGCAAUAUAUACGAAACCAUUUUUACGGAUGUGUACUUUUAAUGAAAUCUCGAACUGUUUAUUUUCUCCUCUUUCAUUGUGUAGCGGUUAUGUACGAGUUCUGUGUUUGCACUCAGAGGCUCUAUGGUUAAAAAUGCUGUUGGAUGUUUGUGAGUGUUGCUUUUCAUCACAUCGAUAUUUUCACUUUCAGCUUCCUCUUGAACGGCACAGACGAAUUGUAAAAGAGCCAUUGAAAGUGAUGGAGAAUGUGCAAAAAAAGUGAAUUCAGAAUCAUUUUACGGUGUUCUCAUUGAUGGCUUUUUGUCUCAAAGAGGUUAAAACAGAUUUCUAGUUUAAUUAUGCAAUAGAUUUUUAUAUUUUUAGUGGUCUGUUUUGUUUAGUUCUAUGUGGUAGACGCUUAAGGUAAUUGACGCUUGUAAUAAGUCAUAGCUGGUAACCAUUUCUCUGCAGUUUUAGAUCAUGCAAAGCUGAGGCAUCAUUUAUCCCAGUUUUUCCAAAUAUUUAUAAUGGCAUUAGGACAUAAAUGCUUAGUUUGAGACAGACAACUUUUUGUUUCUUCAUGCUUCCAGAUGAAUGUCGGCCUGUUGACAAUGUCCUGCGCGUAUUUUAUGACCUUUUAUCUUGUUUUACGAUAGAGAAAAGAAAUACAUUUUUGUUUGUUAUUAUUGUAAUCUUCUGUUCAUUUAUCUCUACAAGUCUCCAGUCUUCUCUUUAAUUCUCUUAACACUAAAUGUAUUGUUUAUUGCAUAAUCAGUAAAAGGCAAUUGUGGACCAGAAA